This is a messenger RNA of Seriola dumerili (greater amberjack), 8322 nucleotides long. RefSeq names its product mesothelin (gene msln). Bases 117 to 7844 code for a protein of 2575 amino acids. The record is from RefSeq and is a predicted model, not a curated record. The transcript has 65 exons. Gene Ontology annotation, cellular component: cell surface. NCBI's taxonomy places the organism in Eukaryota, Metazoa, Chordata, Actinopteri, Carangiformes, Carangidae. Gene Ontology annotation, biological process: cell-matrix adhesion.
GUCAGGAGAGAGUGUCUAACCAGCAGGUACUUUACAGCGCCUGACGGACUCCAGCCACAAACAAGAUUUGUGAUUUUUAACACAAAGCCCUGCCAUCCCAUGAGACUUGUCACAUCAUGAGAUCACGCUACCUAUUCCUACUCGUUUACCUACUGGGGAGCUGCUUGGAGGCAUCAAGUGCACAAAGAAAUGAAACCUGCACUACAGAAGAAACCUGUGGCCAGGUGCCAGAUUCAACCUCGCACUUCCUCCAGUGUGUGGGAUUACCAUCGACAGACACAGGGAGAGAACACAUGCGGAGGCUGAAAGGCAUGCUUGAGGCAACAAUGGAUGUGUACACCUUCAUGAGGUCCAGCAUGACAGGAGUGCCAUUUCUCAGCCUGCAGGGGGCACUGGACUUGAAGCCUGGUGCAGACCCCCUCCAGAAUGAAGCCCUGGUCCAGAUGUGGCUGGAAGUGAAGAUAAAACCGCUGCUUAAAUCCAUCAGCAAACACUUCCUGUCCUGCCUCAGCACCAAGAACUUCAGCUGUUCCACCUACCAGACUGUGGUGAGGGAGCUCAGUCACCAUUAUUCUGAGAUGGAUCCAGUCAGACAAAAGUGGAUCUACACAUUCUUUAUGUACCCCUUCCUGUCUGGAGACAGCGUAGCUGGUUGUGUGAGCCCAGGGGAGAGCAGCGAGGAGUGGCUGAUGAAGAAUUUCGGUACCUUCAGAGCCAUGGCUCGAAUGAAGGACUUUUCAACACUCAACAUGGUCUUCAGUGGACUGGAGGUUCUUCACCUGUUGUCUCCAGCGCAGAAGGCCGAGCUGCUGAUGAGGCCUGAGGUCGCAGGUUUGGACAACAGCACCUUAACCCUGGUCUUCCACAAUUUGUUGACAGGGGGCUCUGGCCCUCCUCCCACCAUGAGCCCUGAUGGGGGCCACAACUGGACGAGCCCUGGAUAUCUAUCUAUCAGUCCUCCACUCCCUACAAAUAACUUCAGAGAGGUUGUAAACGGGUUCAUGAUGGCUUUCAGACCCGUUGGGAGCUUCGUUCAUAACUUUGUGUCCUUCACACAUGAGAGAAACGUGUCAGAAAUAAGAAGUGCCACACUGACCCAGUUCCUGCUCAACUGGACUCUGGCCGAGCUGGCAAACGUUUACAGGCCGCAAAACAUAUCUGUCCUUCCCGAGCCUCAGAAAUUUGAUGUGACGAAUGUGGAGGACUGGUAUCGGCAGGUUGUGAUACCGUUGUUACGGAGGUUCUUGCCAAACGACGAAGCCCUGAUGCAUCAAAACAUCACGCUCGCUUUCCACGAACUGUUCUAUCUGGACAACACUAAGGACAAUGAAACCUCUGAAAUCCAGGAUGUUUGUAGCAUCACCCUCGAUAAGAGCCCUUGUGGGCUUACUAAUGCAGUGGAAAAUGUGGCCCACGUUUUGCACUGUGCUGCUCGUACCAACCUGACAAUGUCCGAGGCGAAUGUCAUGAGACUGAUUAUGGAGCUGACAGAACGUCUGAACUCACUGAUCAAGGAGCUGUCCACAGCGAACUUCACCGAGGUGGCGUCCGACUUUCAGCAGAUCUUUGCUGAGGCGGACUCUCCGUCUCUGACCGAGCAACACCUCCAGGACCCGAACUUCAUCAAGCUCUGGUUCCAGAUCAAACUGAUGCCCCUCCUGCCUAACAUACCCCCAGCCCUCCUCUCCUGCCUCAGCACCAAGAACUUCUCCUGCCCCGUUUACCAAACCAUUGUCGCAGCUCUUAGCAGACACAUGACUUUCAUGGAUGCUGAUCCAAUGUACAGUCGUAACAUCUAUGAGCACUUCAUCUUCUCCUUCCUGAUGCAUCACAACACCACUGACCCACAGUGUGUCUCCUCAGCCAAUCACAGUGCAGAGUGGCUACAAAACAACUUUGGCUUCUUCUCGAGAUUCGCCGUCGUCACUGACUUCUACAAACUCAACUCCAACUUCUCUGGACUGGAGGUUCUUCAGCUCUUGUCUCCAAAACAAACAGCAGAGAUGCUGUUGUUGCCUCUUCCUACUCCUCCAGAGAAAGACGUUGUUAUCAACCGAGUGUUUGACUUCCUGAUAAAGUCCCCUGGAAAAUUACCAGAGGUGCUACACUACCUGGUUCAGCUCGCCAUGAAGGUCAAUCCACCCUGUGAGGUCUACAAACAGAUUUUUGUGCGACUGUACGGCGCCAUACCAUCUCUGCCCGCGGACAUCGAGCCGCUCACCUGGGCUGGCAUAGAUGAACUGAUCAGGAUUGCACCAGAUGCGUGUGUGCCGGAGAACAUCACGUGCCCAGUGACCCUAUUCAAUGCCACAAACAUCUGCAGGGGAAUCAACAGCUCUGAACUACAGUCUUACUUGGACACAUCAGCCUCUAUGGAUGUCCCCUGUAAUUUUACCUUGGAGAAUUAUGCAUGUGCUCAGCUGCAGAACUUCACGGCCAAUCAGCUGGUGUCUCUCCUGAAGUGUAACCUGCCUGGAAACAGCAGCCACUCCAAAGUGCUGUGGAAGAUGCUGCUCACUAAACUCUCCUUUGUCUUGGACCCAGCCCUGGACAUCCUGGCUAACAUGUCUAUGACCACGGUUGGUUCAUCAGCGAGGGAGGUUUUGGAUGUGAUCGGGGAGAUUAGAGUGUCGAUGCUGACUGAUGAGCAGCUGAUGGACAGCAGUGAGAUCAGGAAGUGGUUCUCCGGGCGCCUGAGUGCGUUCCUGCCGUCUGCGUCAGGAAGGUUUCUGCACUGUCUGACCCGCAGGAACCUCAGCUGUCAGUCAUACCAGCAAAUACUGCAGGUAUUUAUCCACCAGUUUGAUAACAUGACCUUGAAGCAGCAGCACGUGGUCGUGAAGGAUUUCAUCCAGCGUUUCCUGUCACAACCACACUCAGGUCCAGGCUGCGUGAAUGGCUCCGUAGGCAGCGCAGAGUGGCUGAGGGACAACCUGGGGCCAUUUUCAGUGUUUUUGUCUCUCGGAGAGCUGCUGCAUCUCAACCCUCGCUUCAACCCGCUGGAGGUCCUAAGACUCCUGACUCCGAAGCAGAGUGCAGAGCUGCUGGUGUUGCCUCUUCCUACUCUCCCAGAUAAAGAUGUCAUCAUCAAUAUGCUGUUUGAUUACCUGACUGAGGCUCCUGAGCAGAAGAAAUUUUCUGAGUUCCUGUUCUACCUCGUCAUGUUCCUUGACCAGGGGAACCUUUCCUGUUCAUCAUACAAGACACUGUUUACCAGACUGGACCUGGCCAUGGCUGAAGUUUCUCUUGAUAUAGCUUCAAACAUCACCUACACCAAGAUAGCCUUGUCCGAGCACAUACCACCGGGUUGCAUCAUAUACAGUGGAGAGUGCAAUGUUACCAUGACAAACGAAACUGACAUUUGUGCUGGAGUGAACAGCACAGCGCUGCAGCUCCACCUUGACAGCGGGAAGAUGAACGGACGUUUGUGUGACUUUGCCGUUGAGGAAUUUGCCUGCGCCUCGCUGACGGCGUUAACAGCAGAGGAUCUGGCAGUGAUGCUGAUGUGUAAUCGCUCCUCCAACUCCAGCGGAUCCAGACCCGCCUGGAAGCUUCUCCUCUCCAAAGCCUCCCAUGUGCUCGAUGAAGCUCUGGAUCUUCUAUCCAACAAGACUCUGGACCCCAGAAAUCCUGCUUUGUCAGUGGUUCUGGACUCUAUACGAGAAAUCCGAUUGGACGCCUUCAGCGAGCUCAGCUUCAACGACCCUGCCCUCAUCCAGCUGUGGUUCAACCGCCGGCUCCGCCCCUUUCUACCUGCUGUUUCCCCCGACUUCCUGUCAUGUCUCACCACAAAGGGACUGAACUGCAGCACCUACCAACGCAUCGUGCAGAUUCUGAGUCGCCUCCAGCCACGCAUGACACGAGCUCGGCAGAUGUCCGUCUACACACACUUCAUUAAAGUUUUCCUGACCAGGAACAACACUGCAGACCCCAGCUGCAGCUUACACAUAAACAACAGUGGAGAGUGGCUGCAGCAGAACCUGGGAGGUUUCUCUGCCCUCGUGUCCGUCAGCGACCUCCAGAUGCUCUACUCCAACUUCUCAGCGAUGGAAGCGUUGCCACAGCUGACCGUCAGACAGCUGGCAGAGGUGUCCGCCACACCUGGCCAGCUCACCUCUGCAGCCCAGGUUAACAUGUUGAUGAAACACAUCCCCGGCCCACAACUCACUGCCUUCUUUGAUGACUUCUCACCUGCCAUCGUGGCUCAUGGAAACAUGUUCCCCUCUCCGGUGAGGUCGGCCAUGUUACAAGUUGUGUUUGAUCGAGCAAACCUCUCAGAUCACUCAGUGAGCGACUCCAACGUGUUGCUGUGGCUUCACAACCGACUGCGCCCCCUGCUGGUCAACCUGUCGCCGCUCCACGUCGCACCGUUCUUCAGGAUCCUGACAGGAAGGAACUGCAGUGUCGAGGUGCAGGGAAUAGAGGACCUAAACUCAACAAUCUCAUCUCUCAAUGAAGAUACAAAGACAGAAAUCCACAACCACAUCGUUCAGACUCUCAGAGGACCAACGCCUCUCCGCUGCUACGGCGACAACUACAACCACAGUUUCUAUAGUUUCCUGGAGCGUACAUUCCUGGGAUUCCAGUUCCCCAACCUGACCACCUUCCUGUCGCUCAUGCCUCACGACAGAAUGCCUCAGUUGGUGAACUCCAUGUCUCGAUCAGAUCUUAAGGAAUUUCUCAGUCGUCCUGACGUUGUCGACAGCGAUGCUGAGCUCUGCGUGCUCUACAACAGCUACAACCAGACACCGACCUUCCUGGAGACCGAGUCUCUGCCUGCGGCGGUGAGGCGGCCCACGCUGCCUUGCGUCUGGCCCAUCGCUCUCAGCAGCUCCGCGAGGUCAGAGGUCAACGCUUGGUUUGACCAGCGCCUCCGAAACUACUUGGUGUUCCUCACGAAGAAUCUGAUCAGCCCCAACGUCACACACAACGCCACCUGCCCAGCUUUCCAAAAGCUUGUUUCAGUUCUCGGUGAAUACAACUACACAACUGCAGACUUUGGGAGGCGAGAUGUGUUCGACACCGUCAGUGCCUACCUCACCUCAGAUACGGUGCCAAGAUGUUACAAUCCCAGCGACCCAGAGCUGAACUCUACAGCCUGGUUUGCUGAGUACAUCGGCCCCUUCUUGCCUUUCCUCACUCUGGAGGAUCUUCAGAUGUUUGGAUCGGCGCAGGUUAUCCAGGUGUUUACAGUGAACCCUCUGAAUCUCGCCCUCUUCAACCACUCCUCCUUCCCUCUCAACCUCACCAACUACUACACCGAGCUCGUUUACCAGCAGGACAGCAACUUCAACCCCUUAUUUCUGCCUCUGGUGUUUCGCUGUGUCGCUCCCGGUCCAGCGUUCAGCCAGCUGACUGCGGAAGAAAGUAUGAUAGUGCUGCACAACCUGACCACUCUCUGUACAGACCUGGACUCACAGAUUUCUGCAGCUUUGGCGGGUAACCUCGGCGACAACAUUGACGCCACGGCCAUCGCUGCCCUGGGCAACGAAAGCUCCGGCAUGUCCACAGGCCAGAUCAAGGCGAUAAAGCCUGAGGACCUAUUCGCUGCUCUGAGCACUCUCAGCAGUGUGAUGGGCUGGAACGAAGGUCAGGCCAAGGCCAUUAUCCAGUCUCUGAUGUCUUCAGGGGCCCUGCAGAUCAACAGCACGUCGUCGUUGCUCAUGCUGGGCUCUCUGGUCGUGGGAGUUCCUUCAACAGUGUUCAGCAGCAUCAGUGGCUCCCAGCUUCUCACGGCAUCUAACAAUCCUACGUUCCUGCUGAACUUGAUGUCGGCUCCACAGAUCGUCCAGCAGAUCUUCGUUACUCAGAUCAUAUCCGUGCAGAGCAACAGCGACGUGAUCAUACAGAACGUUCCAGAUGAGAUAGCCACUGAGAUCCCUCGAGCUCUGCUGCUGGGCUUCUCAAAUAACAACGACGUUAUCAAAACACUCAACAAGAAGAAAUGGAAACGGCAGCAGGCUGAGUUAUUCUUCAAUCUAAUAGCUGUGGAAAGUGCAACCGCAGAGCUGGGAAGUCCAAACAAUUUGUCGUCCUCUGUGCUACAAGGGUUCACCUGCACCGGAGUGAGGACUAUUCAGACAGUGCAGAUCAGGAGGCUGGUCAGAGCCUGUCGGAGGAGAGGCAGCAACAAGGUGGUGCUGGUGGAGUCUCAGCUGACCUGCAUGUACAACUACAUUAGAGACGACACAAACGUCACCAGCUUCGACCUCUAUCCUCCUGAUAUGCUGCUGUACUAUGAUUACUCUCUGGUGCCACAGGCCAGCUGCAGGUCCUACUUCGAACAGCUGGCGGAUGCAGACUUCUCCGUCUUCUCCUCCGCCCUCAGCUACAAACGUACCGAUCUGUUUAUUAAUGCCAGGAGCUGCCUGGGUAUCACAAACACGAGUUUGACUAGCGAUAAUAUCCUGGUGUUGGGAAACAUGUGCUGCACUCUGGAUGGGUCCUACAUCGAGAACUCUGACCCGUCUGUUUUGGAUAAGCUGAAGAACUGCCCGGACCUCACUGACGCUCAAGCUUCAGCUGCUCAGGCCCUGCUGCUGGGCGGGAAAACACAGUUCGGAGCUCCAUCGACAUGGAAUCGACAGACUCUGGAGGACCUCGGGAUGUUACCGCUGUAUCUGACCUCAACUUUCUAUGAAAACUUUGACAAAAAAACGAAGCGCAGGUUCCUGAGGUCCUUCCUGAGAGAAGCCAGGAGGAGCGGAGUGAGCAGACAGAAGAAGAGGAGGCUGAAGAGCGAAAUAAGACUGUCCAUAAGAAACAGGUCAAAGCGAUCUACAGUCAACGAGUGCACCGUGGGCACGAUCACUCAGGUGACUAUCAGCGACGAGACGUUCCCCUUCGACUACGACGAUGUGACCCAGUUCAACUGCUGCCUCAGCGCCGCGACUGUGGCCGACAACCUGGAUGCCAUCACUGCCAAGGUGGACCAGGUGGAAUACCUCGAGGUCGUUCUCAGCAAGCUCCGGGAGGCUUACGCCGCCACCUCCACCAUCCCAGAGGAUCAGGUUCAGCUCUUAGGCCCUGCGUCUCGUCUGGCCACUGCUGACGACAUCAACAAGUGGAGCAUCACUGAGAUCGACACACUCGCCGCUUUGAUGGACUCGUCCAACGGGCAGUGGGACCCGAGCCUGGCUAAAGCCGUCAUCUCUAAGUAUCUGAGUAAAGCGGGGAAUAAACUCGGCGGCGCAGAGCUCAACGCCAUCGGAGGAGUCAACCUGUGCUCCCUGGACGUCGACGUUUUAAAGAACAUUUCCCAACAAAGCCUCAAAGACGCCAACGCCCUCAAUGUCACCAGCUGCAGCACAGAGAAAAAGACAGAACUGUUCACCAUCGCCAGACAAGCAUUUAGAGAAAACACCCGCUCAACUAUUUCUGUGCCCUUCUACCAGCUCAUACAAACUUUUAUGGGGGGAGCAAAUUCAAGCUUUGUCAGAAGUUUGUCAGUCUCAAACGUCAGCAUGGACUUGGCUACGUUCACCAGCCUGGAGGAGAACGUUGUACUGAGCCUGACCGUUAACGAGGUUAAAGGUCUUCUCGGCACCAACCUCGCAGAUUUGAAGUCCUAUGAAAACCAAACGCUGGUCCGCAGCUGGAUCAGCAGGCAGUUCCAGUCGGAGCUCGAAACGUUGGGAGUGGGUCUCGUGGGAGGUAGAGCUGACCCCACCACCAACGCUCCUGCUGCCAGCAGCUCAUCAGCCACUGCUAGUGCUGGGUCUGGAUCCACAGCGAGCUCUUCUACCACCACAGGUGACGGUGUCCGCAUCCGAGCAGACGCUGGCCUCUCCCUCCUCUUCCUCCUCCUCACGCUCUUCAUCACCUCUCAGCACAUCGCUCUGUGAAGAAAUAGGACUCACAUGGCGAAUUAUUUAAUCACACCGUCCUGAAUCGUUAAGUGGAGAAGAUGAAGAAAUAAUGUUGUUUUGUAUUUAUCUCUAGUAGAAGGAAAUAAUGUCAGAGACGUGAUGCAGACAGCCAAGGUUACCUCAAACCAUAAGUGACAUAUAAUGGCUACAUACGACAUUACAUUGCUUACUAUGCAUAAAAUAUAUUAUGGUGCAAUAACAACAUGAUAGAUGUAAAUAAUAUAUUCUCAGUCAGUUAGUAUCCCUUUUCCUGAAGCUUCAGUUGUUUCAAUUGUUGAAAUGAAGGAAGAAAAAUGAAGGUGACAGUUUCUACUGUAUUCGUCUCACUGUAACGCUGCAUUUCCAUUUUGACAUAGCACUUUGUUUAAGCAGGCUGACCUCGAAAAUGAACAGUUUGCCUGGAGAUUUAUGAGAUCAAUAAUAAAUGCAUAUUGUUUAUCUUUGCAUAAUCAUC